Sardina pilchardus (European sardine) is the source of this 4590-nucleotide messenger RNA. It is a transcript of the gene ss18, whose product is annotated as SS18 subunit of BAF chromatin remodeling complex. NCBI's taxonomy places the organism in Eukaryota, Metazoa, Chordata, Actinopteri, Clupeiformes, Clupeidae. Bases 203 to 1387 code for a protein of 394 amino acids. The record is from RefSeq and is a predicted model, not a curated record. Gene Ontology annotation, molecular function: transcription coactivator activity. The transcript is spliced from 10 exons.
AACAGUCUAAAAUUUUUGCACAUUGUAUGACACUGAUACAUUUAAUUGUUUUGGAGAGAAUCAUUUGUUUUAGUAUUGUUUCGACCUCCCCCUCCGUGAGAUGCAACGUUACUAAGUAGCAUCCUUCCUUGAGCUGUGAGGUUUGAGUUUUACAGAUUUGUAUUUUAUUGUAUGUUUUAACCCACAUAUAGUUAAAAUCACAAUGUCGGUGGCGUUUGCACCUCACAGACCGCGCGGAAAGGGUGAUAUAACACCCGCGGGCAUUCAAAAGUUACUGGAUGAAAACAACCAACUGAUACAGUGCAUAAUGGAUUUCCAGAGCAAAGGAAAGACGGCUGAAUGUUCACAGUACCAACAGAUGCUCCACAGAAACCUUGUAUACCUGGCUACGAUAGCAGACUCCAAUCAGAACAUGCAAUCUCUUCUUCCUGCUCCCCCAACCCAGAACAUGCCUAUGCCGGGUGGCAUGAACCAGAGCGGCCCCCCUCCCCAGGCCCCCCACGGACACAACAUGCCCUCCGAGGGCCCACCUGCCGCACACAUGCAGAGCCAGAUGAAUGGACAGAUGCCUGGCCCUAACCACAUGCCCAUGCAGGGCCCUGGGCCCAACCAGCCCCCCAACAUGCCCAGCGGUGCCAUGAACAUGCCCCCCAGCAGCCACGGCUCCAUGGGCGGCUACAACCACGCCGUGCCCUCCUCACAGGGCAUGCCCACUCAAGGCCAGAUGAACAUGAGCCAAGGCCAGCCAAUGGGAAGCUACGGCCCUCGACCCAGCAUGAACAUGCAGCCCAGUCAAGGUCCUAUGAUGCACCAGCAGCCACCCUCCCAGCAGUACAACAUGCCCCCUGGUGGCGCCGGGCAGCACUACCAGGGCCAGCAGAAUCCCAUGGGCAUGAUGGGCCAGGUGAACCAGGGCAACCACGUCAUGAGCCAGAGACCCAUGCCCCCCUACAGGCCACCACAGCAAGGUCCUCCUCAGCAGUACCCAGGCCAGGAGGAGUACUAUGGAGAACAGUACAGUCACGGUGGGCAGGGAGCUCCUGAAGGUGGAGCAAAGAACUUACAGAAGCUUGUUACAAACCCUGGAAGUGCACAGUAUGCCCAGCAGCAGGAGGCCUACCAGCAGGGCCCCCCCCAACAGCAGGGCUACCCGCCCCAGCAGCAGUAUCCUGGACAGCAGGGCUACCCCGGUCAGCAGCAAGGCUACGGUCCAUCUCAAGGAGGCCCUGGGCAGUAUCCUAACUACCCUCAGGGUCAAGGCCAGCAGUACGCAGCCUACAGGGCCCCACAACCAGGACCUCCACAAGCUCAGCAACAGCGUCCCUAUGGCUAUGAACAGGUAGGUGCACACCAAGGGGUAGGUGCUAAAGCAACAAGUCACUCUUGAUGUCUCUCUUUCCCCCCAGACUUAAUGUAGAGAGACAUUUGGUGCCCUCUCAUUCUCUAGGUAGUGUGCAGGGAACAGUCCAUGAGACCAAGAAUUUGGGUAGCUGUAAAUAUGUGAUCUCUACUGUGAUCUGUGGGUAAUUAAGUCACGUUUAACAUGAAGUCAGACCAGGAAAUUGUUUAUUUAGGUGGCACAAGUAAUUGCAUGCUAGGGGCUGAGAGAAAUCUAUUGUGAUUUUCUGUGCCCUUAAAUGUGUGUGUGUGUGUGUGUGUUUGUAAAUCCAUACAGUGCAAGUGGGACUCUUAUUGUGGGAGUAAUCUAGCUGAGGUUUGCAAAGAUGGCUAAAAGGGGCUUCCUCUCAGUGGUUGGUCCUAAAGCAUCCUAGGCAAUGCAGCUUGCAUGAUGUUGACCUCGUCCUUAAUAAAGAGCGCCCAUGUGGCACGAGGCGAGAGCCAAGGGAGGCCACGGUCCACUGUGACUGGGAAGCCUCUCUUGUCUCCCCUGGGCAGUGUCCAGCACCAGAGCUGAGUGUUGCCCUGUAUUUGAUAUGUGUGGUCCUGAGCGGGGGCCACAGCCACCCUUUUGAUAUCUCUAUCUUUGAAUAUUCAGGGACACAUGAGGAAAUAAAGGACCGGGUAUUUCAACCCCUGACUAGAUCUGUAAGAAGCAAAGGUAAUGGUUGCUGUGGAGACGUCGACAUCAAAUCUAGACGUUUUGACUACUAGCCUUGAUUUUUUUUUUGUUUGUUUUGUUUUGUUUUUUAUUUUGUUUCCUUUUGUUGUUUUGUUUGAUUUAUUUUUUAUUUAUCUCCACUUCCCUCUUCUCCUAUUAUGUCUACUUUCUGUCUUUAUUUUACAUUGUUUUGUAAUCAGGGGUCGAAAUAAUCCUCAAGGUCCUUGUAAGCAAUUCUGGGCAAAAACAGCUAGGCUGCUGUUUUGAAUUGAAGGCUCUGUGGGGGGGAAACAUAAAACAGUUAAGCUUCCAGCAUAUUUCUUGUCCAAAUGAUCUACAAAAUAAUAAAUGUCGAAACGGCAAAAUAAAGUGUCUACCGGGAAAGGUUGAUCAACUGUGUGAAUCAGUUGAACUCAAAAAAAGGGUUAUUUGUCUUGCAACUUGUAAACAUCCAAUUACGGAUGCAACUUUGAAAGAUGAAAAGCCAUUUUCGACCCCUGUUUAGAAAUGUCCAUGUAAAAUAUUUCAGGUCUUAAGUUGAAAAUGGCAUUCCGAGUUCUCUGCAUUAUAGUUUAACCUUACAAGUGCUGCUCCUUCUGCACUCAUGACGUCCUCUUUUUUCUGCAUUUAAUUUCCUCAUAACUGAAGCCAUGCUGCCAUCUCCUGGUCAAACAAUGCCAACACACCUGUUAAGAAUAUACAAUAGCUCUGGUAGCAGUAACUGCCUGCAUUCUCACAAGGAUGAACUGCGUCAGACACCCAAGUGUUGUCCAGACCUCUGAUUAUGUCCACCUUUGCUCUUUUCCUUCCAGGGUCAGUAUGGAAACUACCAGCAGUGAAAACACACAAAAGGCAUUGCACUUCCACGAGCGCUCACUCAUAGUGCUCCCCUCUCUGGACCUGUAGAAGGGCUAUUGCUCUCUGAGACCCACCCACCAACACACACACACACACACACACACACACACACACACACAAUUUGGUUAUGAAAACAUAUCUGCCCUAGAUUACACACUCUGUGUGUCUCCGUAUCUCUGCCUCUCUUACACGCACGCACACACACGCACACACACACACAGAAAGAUACUUUUCUUUGUAAUGUGAAGACUGAGCGAUUUGUAAAGUUUUUUUUUCUUUCCUUUUUUCUUGCUUGUUUAAACAGCUGAUUUUUUUUAUUAUGAAUAUAAUGAUUUUUGACAUUACCACUUUUUCUUGUGAGCAUUUUGGGCCAUCUGAAAGCAGCGAUGCCUUAAGUGCUUCAGAGCUGCCUUCUCACCCUAUUGUACGUUUCUGAUCUUUGUUUCGGUUCCAGAUCAGGCUACAUGCUCACAACACUAAUCAUGCCCCUGUCAGUUCCAAGGUGGUGAUGUGCACAGCCCUUAAGGCUUGGCUAUGAGUGGACUCCUGUAUAGUAAGCAAUAAUGUGACCGCGAGAAGGAGGCUCUCGAGCUGUGACCUUGUACCAGGGAAUAGGAAUUUGUGACCAGGUGAAAACAACAAGUCAUUAUGUGUACAAAUGUAUUUACGCUUCUUAGAUAGAGCUGAAUUUGUUGAGCGGAUUUGGGAACUAGUUCUGAGCUGGCCUGCCUCCAGAACGAACAUACACACACACACACACACACACACACACACACACACACUCGCACUCUCCACAGUCACUUUUUGUGUUAGGAUUUGUUUCAAAUGCAUUGAGGGGUCUCAUCUCACGCUGCUUCUGUUUGCUUACCAGUCUAUAUUGUGUUUCAUUAUCUCAGAUGCCACUGCAUUAUUUUUCAGUUGUUCACUAGGGACUCUUCCACUUUAAACUGAAAUGAGUGAACUGUACAUAGUCAUUUUUUUUUUCUUGGAAUAAACAGCUGGCGUGAACACAUUCAAAUGUAAUAAGUGAGGAGCAAAGUUAUUAAAGCAUUUUUUGGGCCAAUGUUGCAAAUGACUAGGAGGUAUAGCAUUUUUUUUUUUUUUUUUUUUUGAAAAUUGUUAACAAAGUAAACACUCCAUGAUUGUAACACACACACUAUCAAAUUCUUUUUUUCAGAGAGUUGGUAAAGAGUAGCCAGUGUCCACUUUUACUCUCUGAAUGCACCAAGACAUUGUGGACUUUGAGUUAAAAACUAGAGUGUGAAACUAAUUCAUAUGAAACAUCAUGUCUCUGUGACAGUGGUUGAUGUCCUUUGGGUUUUUAGAUUUAUGUCCUUUAUAUACAGCGUGGCUUUGACAAAAAAGAGAAAAAAACACAGUAUUUGCUCAAAUGAACAGUUUUAUAUGUAAAGGAGUCCCGUUGUGCGAUCUCCGGAUUUACGUUAGACGUUGAUGUCCUAAUGAUUUACAGUAAUUUGCAGUGAGACUCUUGUGUAGUCCGCAGACAGGAGCUCUAGAAACAUGUUGCUCUCUGUUAUUGUAAAGGCCUUGAUUUGUUGUCUGCUUCCUCUCUGAGGGGGUCAUCGCUGUCUGUGGUUUCACCACCCUGUAAAGCUCUAUGUCUCUGUAACUGAACAAAAUGUCAGAAUAAAUUAUUGUGACUUUUUUCAUAA